UUCCACCCACGAAGAGACGGUAGUAUCGCAGGAGAGCCCGAGUCGGCCAUGGCGAGGCCGAGAGCUACCACCACCGCAGCCUCCUCCAAGCCCAAGCCGAAGGCCAAGCCCAGGUCCAGGGCCAAGCCCAAGGUGGCGACGCCCAGCCCCGUCUCCCUGCUCUCCUCCGGCGUCUCCUCGCCUUCCGCGUGCCGCACGCCGUCCCCUGCCGCCGCCGCCGCCGCCGCCGAUCUCAGCUUCCGCCUCUCGCCGUCGUCCCCGCCGGCGAAACCCGGGACCAGGAACUCUUCGCCCCUCGCCGCCCCCGCUGCCACGUCCACCAUCGGAGACCUGAGGAGCCUCGCCGCGUCCCACCUCGAAUCCCUCAAGCGCCGCCUCGACGCGCUCCACGGCGACUACGUCCGCGACCUCGAGGCCUUCCACUCUCGCAUCUCCAAGCGCGUCAAGAUGCAGUCCCACGGCUGCCUGCAGCUGGCGGAGGAAGCGGACAAGGAGCAGAAGAAGAUGGCCGACAAGAUCGCCGAGCAUGCCGAGUUGGUGAAGACCUCGUACAAGAAGUUCGUGGCUGAGGUGCAGGCAUCCACAUCUCGUGUGUGCAAGGUGACCGUCCCUGAGAUGGCGAAGUCUGCGGAGAGGACUAUUGAUGGCUUGCGCAGUCGCUACAACAUCUCCGCUACACCAUCAGCUUAGCCAGCGAUUCCGGUUGUGUUCAUACCAACUGAGUGCCGUUAUCCACAUCAAUUGAGGUUAGCUUGUUGAGUUCUUCGAUCGGCUUCGCAGCAGGGACAUGCACAUAAUACAACCGUUGCACGAGUACAUGAUAUAGUUCUUUGCUACAUCUUCAUUUUUUCAGAUAUUCCGAAAAAAUGAAUAAUAGUUACUCCGAUUCCUGGAACCUGUUUUUUGCUUCGUUGCAUUUCUUGUGCAUCCCAUACGUAAGAUGCUACUGUCGAUGUACCUUCCAGGAUCAGAACAUCUAAGAUUUGAAUCAUGUCUGUUCUAGUAGUACAUUAGCUAUCUCCUGAAGCCUGAAUGAUCAGUUUGUGUAUGUAUGUCAAUUCACAACCAAAACUUCAGCUCUUGGUUUGUUCUCCUGAAGCAGCAGGGGUAAUUUCAUUUCGUACCUGCCAGUUGAUUUUCA
Messenger RNA from Sorghum bicolor (sorghum), 1141 nucleotides. RefSeq lists its product as uncharacterized. The transcript has 5 exons. The record is from RefSeq and is a predicted model, not a curated record. Lineage: Eukaryota; Viridiplantae; Streptophyta; Magnoliopsida; Poales; Poaceae. Bases 49 to 690 code for a protein of 213 amino acids.